UGUGCGAAUACUUACGCUCCAUGUUAUAACACGUUUGAAGAGAAGUUGCCGUGAUCUGGAAAAUAGGGUGGUGAAUUUACGUUUUAACGUUGAAAGACGUUGCUGCAGUAUCUCAAUUUCUAUGGCUGGUGCCUGUUCGGUAAAAUAUAUCAUUUCCGAAAAUCAGUUAGCGAAUUCGCGCGUUCAAAAGGCCUUUUGUAUAUGAAAAGUGAGAAGUUUAGUGUGUGAGGUUAUAAAUACAUCAUUCUUGGAAGUUGAGUGUGAGUCGAGGCUAGAUAUGGCAGACCAGUCACUUGAUUUCUAUAGGCUUGAAUGCCCGAUAAACAUAUUCGAGUCAUCAUUCGAAGACGACGAGCCAGGAGACAACGAAAAUGAAUUUCAGAAUGGUGACGAGAAGAAGCGGCGAGACAGCGUGGACUCGAGCUAUUCGCUGAACGGUGAGCUCGACGCGGCCCGAAUGUACGAUCAGUAUUCCUACAAAUCAACGAGAAGCGAGAACAACCUCGACCUGUCCCUGAACGUGCCGCAACACCACCAGUCGUCGUACCACCAUCAUCACCACGACGGCGGUUACAACAUGGCUGAGCAGACGUUUCACACGCCGAGCUUCGGCGACGAGGACUUCGACAUACCGGCGAUGCACUCGCAUCCACAGCAGCAGCCGCAACAGCAGCAGCCACAACCGCCACAGCAGCACCCCCAACAACAGUCCCACGAGCCGAUGCAUCAUCCAUACCAGUCACAGGUACACAUACGCAUGAUGCCAGGUCCCGGUAUGCAACAGUCGACGGAUGGUCUAAGUCUUGAUCCCGGCGGGUACCAGCAGCCACUUUACCUGCAGCAGGAGCAUCCCAUGCAGUCGAUCAACGUCAGCUCAGCGUACAGUAGUCCCCAAAGCUCAUACACGACAAUGAGCUCGGCGAGUCAGCAGCACAGCGGCCAGCAGCAAAUGCUGUUGAUACAGCAGCAGCAGCAGCAGCAGCAGCAGCAGCAGCAGCAACAGAUGCAACACAUGCAAUACCUGCACUCGCAGCAGCAGCAACACAUGCAGCAGCAGCAACAGCAGCAGGCGCCGCCGCCGCCGCCGAUACAGUACAGGAGCCCAUCGGGCGGAAGUCCACCGGCGAUGCAACAGACCGGUGUGCCCGAGCACACGACCACUAGCGAGGACAGCGACGACAGCACGCCACAUUCGGCGAUGAUAACCGGUAUCAAGAGACCAUCGCCAGAGCCUGCCGACACGAUGAGCAAGGCGCAAAAGAAACCAAAGGCACAGAAGAAGAAGAAGAAGCGGGACCCGAAUGAACCCACAAAGCCAGUAUCGGCAUACGCGCUGUUCUUCCGAGACACACAGGCGGCCAUCAAGAGUCAAAACUCGAACGCGAGUUUCGGCGAGGUCUCGAAGAUCGUGGCUUCGAUGUGGGACGCCCUCGAUACCGAGCACAAGGACGUGUACAAGAAGAAAACCGAGGCCGCGAAGAAGGAGUACCUGAAGGCGCUGGCAGCCUACCGAGCCUCCCUCGUCCAGAAGGGCAGUGAGGAGCAGCAUCAGGCAGCCACAGCGGCAGCGGUUGCAGCUCAACAACAGCAGCAGCAGCAGCAGCAACAGCAGCAACAGCAGCAACAGCAACAGCAGCAACAACAGCAGCAGCAACAGCAGCAACAGCAGCAGCAACAGCAGCAGCAGCAGCAGGUUCAGUACGCUGGUUACGGGCCACCCUACGCUACGGCAAGCGGAGCGCCCGCUUAUCAAGUUUACAGUCCCCAGCCACCGUCGCCACAGCAGCAGAUCAAAAAGUCGCCGCAUCAUCUGUCGCCCAGCUCGCACAUGCAGCCGGCUCAGCAUCAGCAGAGUCUAAUGGGCAAUCCAAUGGCACCGCCUCCUCACAUGACGCAGCAACACAUGCAGCAGCAAGUCCCGCAGCAGCAGUAUAUGCAGCAGGUACCACAACAGCAAGUGCAGAUGCAACAGCAGCAACAGAUCCUGCACAUGAGCCCCCCAAGGGUAAACGAGACUCUAUCAAGUCCGCCGCCUCAGCAUGUGAAUGGUUCACAGGUCAACUCUGCUUCAAUCACCCAGCAGCAACAACAGCAGCAACAACAGCCACCUAACCAGUGUAUUCGUCAGGGCUGUAUCAACCCUGCCAUCUCAAACACUGAGUGGGAGGAUGAGUAUUGCAGCAAUGAGUGCGUGGUCAGUCAUUGCAGGGAUGUAUUCCAUACCUGGGUUCCAACAAAUCAAAACCCCCAGCAGAACUUCUCGACAGUGAAGUAAAGAGAAUGGAAAGAAAACAAGACGUAGAUUAUAAUGAAGAAUAAACAUACUAUACAGACCCAUAUGCGUUGGAUUUUCGACAAAUCGAAGGAAGUCUGUCGACGACUGAGAUAACGAAAUAAGUCUUAUUUGGUGUGUACAUAGCGCAAGACGACGAAGAGGAACGAAGAGAUUGAUUUUCUUGCUUUUUUUCUUUUCUUUCUUUUUUUUUCUUCUUUGUUAACGUAAUCUAAACUUUGAGCCCUGGACUGAAUUGAAUCGUGAACGCGGGGCGCAAUCACAAAGCCUCUUCUUCGUUCGUCUCUUCUUCGAAUAAAAGAAAUCGCGAUGUAUGUGAAAGCCAAUGAACGACGCAAAAAAAUAUUACGGAAGAGAGAUCAAAAUAUUAAUGACAAAAAUUCAACGGAAAAGAGAGAAAAUCGAUUGUAUUAACAUUAAGCCAAUAGUUUAUUUUUCACGUUGAUGUAUUUCUUGUCUAUUUAUUAUAUUGUUUCAUGAGGAUUGCAAGUAAAGAAAAACAAAGUCGUACGGCGCUUCUAUUAUUGAUUUUGAAAGUGCAAAGCAACGGAUAAGGUAGAUACUUUCAAGUAUAAAAUCAUUUGAUAAGCGAUAAUUAAAAUUGAUGGAUAAAUAAUUGUAGCGUGAAGAUACAAAACAACUUGCAUGUAAAUAAGAUAAAAGCAAACAAAUACACAGGCGUACUCAAUAUACGAAUACAUAACUCUUUGUAACUUUUUUCCAGAUGGAUAGAGAACGGCAAAAACCGGUGAAGCUCUAGACAUUGUUGUUUUUGUCGUACAUUUUUAUGAGAUAGAUAACGAAAUGUAAGAGUACGAAUUUCGCGACGUAUUCAUUGUACUACUCGACUAAUGACAAACAUCAAUUGCUAAUCAAAUGUUAUAAAACUGAUCAGUUAAAUAGUUGUAUCGUGUUACGGAGCAUGCGUCUGUAUAUACGCAAAAAAGAAACUUGUUUACUUGCGAACGUGUCUACUCCAAUGAUUCUUGCUCAUUAUUUUUUAAAAUUUGUUACGGUUGAUUGAGUCAGAAAUAUUUAUUUGUUCGGAAAGUACUUUCGACAACCAAUGAAUAUUUUAUGUAACGUCAAAUAAAAUUUGCGUUGAAGGAUAUUGAAGUAGAUAUGUUCUUGACAUACCGCGGCAAUGAAUGUUAAAAAAGCGAAAGAGAGAGAGAAAAAAAACACGGAAACGGAAGAUUGACAGUAUGACACAAAGAUAAUGAUUACGAAGAUAAUCGAAUUGCGGGGCCGAUCGAUAGUAUAUGUUCCUGACUGCUUUUGCCGCUCCUAUGGUGGCUCUGAUCGGGGGCUAUUAUAAAUAUACGUGAAUAGUUAUAUAAAUAUAUAUACAAUAAACAUAAUUGAUCGUCGUGUAAAAUAAAUAAUAAUUAGGCAGUCGGAGUGAUGCCUAAUACAAUUACACAUCCUUAUAUGCACUUCUCCCUGUGUCCCUUGUCCUAUUCCAUUGUAUACCUUUUUCAAUUAAUAGAAAUCUAUUUACUUGGUAAGGUUGUGUUAUUGCUCAUCACUAUCUGUCUCUCUCUUUCGAAAAUCUUUUUAUUUUUUCAUGAUAAGGGUAUUACAACAGCGUGCAUAAGAUGAUUUAUUGUGUAUGCUGAAUGUGCCGACUAAAAAAUACUUUUAAUAUUUUUAUUUUGUUUUUUAUUACUACUAUUAUGAAUAAUUAUAAUUUUAUAAUUUUUAUUGGUCGAUCUGAUUAUUUUGUUGCCAGUUCCUGAGUGCCAAUAACUUCAUUUUUGUUUGUAUGAAUUACAAUUUCCAUUUCGUUAAUAAAUAAUACUUGUGAAAUAGUGGAAGUAGUUGUUUUUAUGUAAUUGCGAUAGUAAAAGAAUCGAAUCAGUAUAUUGUAUCUUGUAGAUCGUAUAUAAAAUUGCAAAAUUUUAAUCCGAAUUAAACAGUCCUUCCCGAAAAAUUGGGGUAUUAUUUCAAAUAUUACGUACAAAAUGACUACUUCCGACGAGUUACAUAUGUUACAUGUUUACUGGCACAAUAUAACAAAUAAAAUUUCGCAUUUUCUAUUUGCGCGACUUAAAUAUUUCUAUUUAAUCAUGCAGGUCGAUUCUGAGCUUCAAAAUGAGUUUUCAAAUGUUAUCGGCAUCAUUUUUUUUGUAUGUUUCUUAGUUUAUUGUCUACUUUUUGUUAUUACGCCGAGAAAUUAAUGUCACGUGAAAGUUUGUAAAAUAGAUGUUUUCAAAGUAGCACUGGUUUUUAUGAUUAAAUAAUAACAGUGUAUGAAAUUAAAAAUAUAUGUAAACAUCUUAUUGUCACAACUUUUACGUGCCGGUUGCGUUUUUUUCACUCGUGCGUUUCAUUACUUGACUUUAUUAUUACUUUUAAUUAUAAUGAAUAUUUUUGCAUAAAACUUAUUCCUUUUUCAUGUUCUUAUUGUACAUACAUAAAAGAAAUAUUUGAUAGAUAACUAGAUUAAGACGUACAACAAAUUAUAGUCGAUACUGUAUUAUAUACCAAUAAUGAUUUGUGGUAUAUUAAGAUAAAGCACGAUAUAUAAAUAUUAUUAUUACAUAAAGAAGUAUAAAUAUAUUAUAUUCGCAUGUAAAGUGUCACAAACUCGCUCGAACGCCCCACGUGGCUACUGGUUUUUUUUCAAUCAGUAAAAAUUUCUCAUAAAAUUGCCACAUUGGAUUUUCAUUAAACAAAAAAAAAGUUUCAAAAACAACUUCAGCGGUGAAAACAAGAAAUCAACAAGAAAUCCCAGCGAGCGAAUUUGUACAGCUUACGUGGAGCCUCCAAUCGAUAAUUACGACUGGCGAGCAUAGUUAUUGAUUAUUAAAUAAUUAAGAAAAAAACGUUGGGUAAAUAAGUCGCUGUAGUAGGCGAAGAUUCUUAACGACAGGGACAUGAGUUCACGAUAACAUUGACGCGAGGAGAAUGAACAUCGUAAUUUCGUCAACGGACGAAUCAUUUUCAUGAGAGAAGAAAAGAAAAAAAUUGUUCUUCAUGACCGCACGAAGCUCUAAAUAUCUUACAUAGAAAGACAUGUUCUGUUUUUUGUUUUUGAUGUACGCGAGCAUAUAUUAAGUUUUAAGAGCAAUGCAAUAGAUAUACGAAGUAAAGUAACUGCAUACACUCUCAAAAAUAAAUAAAUUACUCAGACACGCUAAGGAUAAACAAAAACCUAAAUCUAGCAACUAUCAAGCGUAUAAUAGUAGCACUAGCACUACACAUCAAAAGCUAAUUAUAUGAUGGUUAUUUGCAAUGAUUUAUGUCCGUUUCUAUUGUUUUCUGUACAAAGACUUCAUUAUUAAACAAUUUAAGUCCCAACAUUUA
This is a messenger RNA of Phymastichus coffea, 5602 nucleotides long. RefSeq names its product TOX high mobility group box family member 3-like. The transcript has 12 exons. Gene Ontology annotation, biological process: regulation of transcription by RNA polymerase II. NCBI's taxonomy places the organism in Eukaryota, Metazoa, Arthropoda, Insecta, Hymenoptera, Eulophidae. Gene Ontology annotation, molecular function: chromatin DNA binding. Gene Ontology annotation, cellular component: nucleus. The record is from RefSeq and is a predicted model, not a curated record. The coding region runs from base 278 to 2275 and encodes 665 amino acids.